AUGCCCCGUGUGGCUUUCGUCGGGCUCCAAAAAUCUCCUGGUGAGCCAACAUCUCUGGACAGUUAUUGGAUGCCUCAAGCCACUUGGGUCUUGCAGAGUCGAGGGCAGCAAAUUUCGCUGGUUUGCUUCGGAAAUGGUCUGGGACUCUUGGGCCACAGAGUGGCCAGAGGUGGACUUUCACCCCAUGGAGUCAUGGGGACGUGGUAG
This is a messenger RNA of Pochonia chlamydosporia 170, 207 nucleotides long. RefSeq lists its product as hypothetical. The record is from RefSeq and is a predicted model, not a curated record. Bases 1 to 207 code for a protein of 68 amino acids. NCBI's taxonomy places the organism in Eukaryota, Fungi, Ascomycota, Sordariomycetes, Hypocreales, Clavicipitaceae. The transcript has a single exon.